AUGACGGAAAAUAAUGAGAAAGUUGAUAUUUCAUGUGAUGCUAGGCGAAGAAUAUUAAAUAUAGCAGUCUCAACAGUACUUUUAGAAACUGGCUUCGAUGCCACUGAUAAAAUGUCACUAGAAACUCUCACUGAAAUCUUACAAUGUUUUCUAUCAGAAGUUGGCAAUUCAGCAAAAGGCUUUUGUGAAUUAUCUGGGCGAGUUGAACCAGUUCUUGGGGAUGUUACAAUGGCUUUAGUGAACAUGGGAAUAAGUCUACAAGGUAUAGAGCAAUAUGCAGCAAGGCCAAACAGACAUGUAAUCCAGCCUCCUCAACAGGCUCCAGUUCCACGCACACCUGCAAUGCUCUCAGCUGGUUCAAAGGCUAAACCAGCUCCGCAUAUACCAUUUCACUUACCACCACUUCCUGAUCCACAUGCUUAUAUAAGAACACCAACACACAAGCAACCUGUCACAGAAUAUGAAGCCAUAAGGGAGAAAGCUGCUAAUCAAAAGAGAGAUAUUGAAAGAGCUCUAACAAAGUUUUUAGCUAAGACCAGUGAGACACACAAUCUUUUUAACACUGAAGAUAAUCAAGUUUUUCCAUUAAUAGCUUGUAAGCCAACUUUCCCAGCAUAUUUACCAUGUCUCCUGCCUACUGACCAGGUGUUUGAUUUUGAUGAACUGGAGUACCACUUUCAGGUAGCUAAUAGAACUGAAGAUAUGCCUGCUGAUAAAAAAGAUCAAUCUGACAAUGAAGGAGAAAAUGGAGGUGACAAUGAAAAUGCAAAUAACUCGCAAUCUGAAAACCAAGAUGCACCAUCUGCAUCCAGCCCAGAAAGAAAUAAAACUGGAGGA
Brenthis ino (lesser marbled fritillary) is the source of this 837-nucleotide messenger RNA. The record is from the annotation of a GenBank genome assembly. NCBI's taxonomy places the organism in Eukaryota, Metazoa, Arthropoda, Insecta, Lepidoptera, Nymphalidae.